This is a messenger RNA of Cuculus canorus (common cuckoo), 2308 nucleotides long. RefSeq names its product telomerase protein component 1-like. The coding region runs from base 595 to 2118 and encodes 507 amino acids. The transcript has 13 exons. Gene Ontology annotation, biological process: telomere maintenance via recombination. Gene Ontology annotation, cellular component: telomerase holoenzyme complex. NCBI's taxonomy places the organism in Eukaryota, Metazoa, Chordata, Aves, Cuculiformes, Cuculidae. Gene Ontology annotation, molecular function: telomerase activity; protein binding; telomerase RNA binding. The record is from RefSeq and is a predicted model, not a curated record.
GGACGCUGAUGGGCGGAGCUCCGGUGGGGGGCGUGGCCUUGGGCCCGCCGGUCACGUGUCUGGCGCUGCACCCCGGGGGGGCGUGGCUUGCGGCGGGCGGGUGGGCGGGGCUUCUGCUCGUCCUCCCCUUAGACCGACCCGGAGCCCCCACUGCUCUGGGCCAGCGCGGGGCCGGAUCUUCGACCUGGGCUUUGGCUUGGGGAGGGGAGGGGCUACUGGCUGGGGGCGUGGCCUUCGGGGCGGGAAGGGGCGUGGCCGUCCGCUUGUGGGCGUGGCCAAGCACCCGCCUCCUCGCCAACCUGCCCCUCCCACCGGGUUCCCCCCACCCGCCCCGAGCGCUCGCCUUCGCACCCCCCCCACCGGACGGGACCCCCCGAUAUCGCCUAUGGCUCUUGGGAGCCGGGCCUGGAGGAAGGGUGCUGAUGUGGCCGGGGGGGCUGGGCCGGCUGCGAGCAACAUUAAGCCCCGCCCCCUCCAUUGGAGUCAAUGGGAGCUCAAGCCACGCCCCCUCCAUUGGAGUGAAUGGGAGCUCAAGCCACGCCCCCUCCAUUGGAGUGAAUGGGCGCUCAAUCCACGCCCUGUCCAUUGGAGUGAAUGGGAGCUCAAGCCACGCCUCCUCCAUUGGAGUCAAUGGGAGCUCAAGCCACGCCCCCUCCAUUGGAAUCAACGAGGACUCAAGCCACGCCCCCUCGGCCUUUGGCCCCGCCCUCUGCGCUGCCUUCGACGCCACCGGAUCCCGUUUGGCCGUGGGGCACUGGGGGGGGGGCGGUGUGUGUGCACCGCGUACCCUGGGGUUCCCCCCCCCUCGUGCUGCCGGCGGCCAGCGGUCACGUGACGAGCCUGGCGUGGGCGGGGCCCUGCGCCCUGGUGGGAGGCGGAGCCUCAGGCUCGCUCUGGCUAUGGGCGUGGCCUCGUCUCGGCUACACCCCCUCUUCCUCCUCCCACCACCACUUCCGGCCACGCCCACCCCGGGAACUGCCAUUGGGCAGAGGGGGAGUGAGAGCGAUGGGAGGGGCCGAGGGGAGAGUGGUGGUGGCUACUGACGACGGCUCUGUGGCUGUAAUGGGCGCUAUGGGGCAGCCCCACACUUGGGGGGCGCCGAGGGAAACGCUGUGGAUAAGGCCUCAUUUGGGCCCCACGGAAUGUGUGGGGCUGAGCCCCACGGGCGCUGCGCUGGCGACCGGCGGCGCCGACGGGGCUGUGGCCGUGUGGGGCGUGGGCGACGCCGUGGGGCUGAAACGCCGUUGGCUCCGGGCCCACAGCGAUGGCGUCUGCGCCGUGGGGUGGACGGGAGACCUCCUGGUCUCCGGUGGCUCCGGGGGUUCGCUGUCGCUCUGGGCUGUGGUUUCGGGGCAGCGUCUCCGCACUCUGGAGGGGCUCCGAGGAGCGCCCUCUGCCCUCGGCGGAGAGGGCCGCUGGGUGCUGGCGGUGUCACGUGACGGCUCGCUGGCGGCGUGGGAAGGGGCGGAGCUCGUCGGUCACGUGGGGGGGCGGGGCCAGAGCCGAGGAGACAUCGCCCCACCCGGGCGUCGUCAGCCGCUCGUCGCCGUGGUCGGACCUGACGAACUUACCCACCUGUGGGAGCCGCUCAAGGAGCCGCGUCCCAUCACCCUCUGCAGCGCGGGGGGGGCGGAGGUGGUGGGCGUGGCCGUGGCUGGCCACGCCCCCUCCGCCUCAAGCCACGCCCCCGCCUUCAACGCCAACGGGAGAACAUCCGCUGAGCACGCCCACACAGCAUCUGGCCACGCCCACCCAGCCUCUGGCCACGCCCACUCAGUCUCUGGUUACGCUUACCCGCGCUCAAGCCACGCCCCUUCUUCCGGCUUUGGCCACGCCCCCUCUUCCGGCUCUGGCCACGCCCCUCCCGUAGCGGUGGCGGCGGCGUCUGAUGGGAGUGUGAGAGUGAUCCCACUGCCCCCCCCAGAGUCGCCCCCCCCGCCGGAUCUCGGCGCGUGGGGGCGUGGCCGCGUGACGUCACUGGCCUGGAACCCCGCCGGGAGUCACGUGGUGGCGGGGGGGGGCGGGGGGAACGCUCAGCCUCUGGGGGGAGGGGCUGGAGGCGGAGGCGAAGGUCGCAGCCCCUCCCAUCUCGGCGCUGCUCUUCCGGAACCCCAAUGAGAUCCUGGUGGCGGCCGGAAAACGCCUGGAACUGUGGGAGCUGCGGGGGCGCAGGCUUCUCCCCAUGGAUUCCGUGGGGCGACUGCCCCUCCCUGUGCUGCAGCUGCUGCUCCCUCAGGCCACGCCCCCUCCGGCCACGCCCCCUCCGGUGCUGCUGCUCUUGGGGGGGGGGCAGCUCUGGCAGAUGGGG